Klebsormidium nitens is the source of this 2970-nucleotide messenger RNA. The record is from the annotation of a GenBank genome assembly. Lineage: Eukaryota; Viridiplantae; Streptophyta; Klebsormidiophyceae; Klebsormidiales; Klebsormidiaceae.
UGGUGUUUCGAGAGGUUUUCUCAAAACGGGCCGUGAGUCUGGGUUGGUUCGGGAAGAAGGGAGGAGGAGCACAUGCGCACCUGUACAGUCCUGUGCUGCAGACUGCACUGGCAACAUUGGGUGCCAGCAGAGAGAGAGGGAGCAGAAGUUCCGUAGUACAAAUACUGGUAGGGAGCUGGGACGUGAGGGAAGCGUUGCAGACGCUUUCUGAAGUUUUAUAAGGGGCAGCAUUUGCCAGGCACCGUUUGUUGCGGCCCUGGGCUCGUUAGACAGGCGGUAGUAAGCUUGUGAAGUGGCCCGGAUAUCUCAGUAAAUUUUUUGUUGUUUCUGACAAGCAAGUUUCUUGGUCACCUCUUGCCACAGAUAAGCAUAUAGGUUUCUCUGUGAUAAGGCACCUCAGACGUUCUGCAUCAGAAUCGUCCUUUCGAAAAGUGUUGGGAAACAAUGGCUAUGGCUGGAUCGGACCGGAUGGCGAGGCAGCCUGUUGGGCUUCUUUGGGACAUAGAGAAUUGCCCGGUGCCAAACGACGUGCGGUCUGAGGACGUGGCUGUUAACAUCUGCUUGGCGCUGAAGACACACCCGAUCGUCGGCGGACCCGUCACAGUGUUCUCUGCGUAUGGAGAUUUCAAUCAGUUCCCCCGAAAGCUGCGGGAGGGCUGCCAGCGCACGGGCGUGAAUCUGAUUGACGUGCCCAGCGGUCGUAAAGAUGCAGCAGACAAGGCCAUCUUAGUGGACCUCUUCUUGUUUGCAAUUGAUCACCCGCCCCCCUCGACUAUCUUCCUCAUUUCGGGCGACGUUGAUUUCUCAGCUGCGCUGCACAAGCUGAGUCAGCGAGGGUACACCGUUGUGCUGGCGCAUGGGGCUGGCACGGGGCAAGGCGUGUCGCUGGCGCUGUCCAAUGCCGCCAGCUGUGUGUGGCAGUGGCCGGCUCUUGCGCGGGGGCAGGGCUUGUUGCCGGCCCACAGUCCAGACUAUAGUGGGGAUGCGGGGCCUGCAUCAGGAGCACCGAAUGAGGGUUCUCCCCUUCCGCCCUUCUCCUUCCCCGGCAGCCCUGCCUUUACACAGACACCCCCUUGGGUACGGGGCACUGCGGCACGCCACCCGUCUCGCACCUGGAUCGGUCCGCAGCCAUCAAACGCACCCCAGCAGCGGCUCAUUCCGACUGCUGCUCUCCUCCGCUCCGCUUCAACGGUUGACGGAUCGCCCCCGUCAGGCGCGCCUUUCAACGGACACCCUGCCCAGAGCGAGGGCCUUGCGGCACCCCAAGGGGAUCUUCCUGAGGGAAAUCCGAAGACAAAUCCCUUUCACCACAACCUCCUCAGCGAAGCAAAACGGGGUGGAGUCGCCUGGGCAGCAAUCGAGGCUGACUCUGGCAGGGGGUACGUACUUGAGGGCAGUGAGAAGGGGAGACCACAGCCCGUGCGGAGCGUGCCUGAAUCGAGCGGUGACGGGGAGUGGGCGCGGCCGGGGGAUUUGCAGGGGCUGAAGGCGCAGCUGGUGGACCUGCUGUCACGCAACGGGGGGCCGCUGGACCUCGUCAAAGUGCCCACCGAGUAUCGCAAGGUGUAUGGCAGGCCCCUCUUCCUGGCCGAGUACGGCGCGCUGAAGCUGACUCACCUGCUGGUCCGCAUGGGCGACCCGAUUGCUGUCUCCGGGUCGGGGCUGGGCAAGAAGCUGCACUUUGUGCGCACCCGGGGUCCCCGCCCCUCCCAUGCGGCGCGCCACCCGCCCCAGCCGCAGGCCCCCGGGUUCUCGUCGGAAGAGCUCUCGUCUUCAGGGGAGGGGGAGGAGAACGAACAGCGGGCAGUGGGAAACGGGGCCGGGCAAUUGAUGGAGAAAGUCGGAAAGCAAGCGGCAGCGGAGACUCAGAAAGAAAGGGUACACGCGAUCGCACCAACUGUUUCCAAGGAAAGCUCGGAGGGCGGGCAGAGGUUAGUGAAGGAGACGGGAGGUGCAGGCAGCACAGUGGGGGUGGCGAAGGUGCAGUUAGGACGGGAGGAGGACGACCUUUUGGGGCCUUUUGUUUCGAUGCAGCCGUCGGAAAAGUUGGCAAGUUCGAUCCGCACGGGGUGGAGAGAGAGUGACCGCGACGACGCAGGACGGCGGCGCUCAGCGGAGCGCAUCGAUGUCGUGGACCUGCUGUCGGGGGAGGCGCUCGAGCCGCAAAGCGCGGAGCUGUGGAGCUUCGAGGAGGCUCCAGCGCCGGCGAAGGAAACCGACCGUUCGCAAGACGCAGGUCAGGACGCAAGCACAUCGCCGAUGGCUUGGCCGGCGCCGUCGGAAGAAAGCCCCCACGAAAGAGGAUACGAGAAUAGUCUGGCCGGUGCGCUAGUUGAAGACGAGGUCAGUGGAGGAAACAGUGAGGACGAGGAGCAGGCCGGGUGGCGGGUGCGGGCCCGGAGGGGCAGCUCGGCGCCGGCAGAGGCCGGGCCGGGACGGCAGCCCGCGGCGUACUGGGAGCUGCUCCGGAAGAAGGGGCAGGCGAGCGACUCGGGGGGUGAGCAGAAGCACGGGGGCGAGGCCAGGCGGUUGGUGCGGAGACGGGCCCCAGGCGACGAAGCGGGGGCAGUGGUGGUCUCUGAUGGGGACACGUCGCCUGGCACACCAGAGAUAGCGGAAAGGAGGUAGCGCGUCUAAAGUACAAAAGUGACUUUUGUCUGUAAGAUCUCCAGGCUGACGGCUGGAUCACCACCGUCACCCGGACGGUGAUCGAGGAUAACAAGCCAAGCUAGAAAAGACCAUGUGAAGUGAAGCUUCAUCAUUCGAGUCGCUCAAGCGAACUUGGUUUCUAUCAGCCAGCUUACAGUCGAUGAUUACGCCGUUGCUUUCACUGGUGGACGGGAAAGCAUUGUCAGGUCUGUGGCCAGUGUACAUUAAGCCUUGUACAGUGCGGACCAUAGUAGCAGCGCCCCGGGAGGCCUGGAACAUAUGUACGUGUCAAAAUGAAGCCUGCGGCUAUAUCCUGUCGAG